Molecule: messenger RNA, 3382 nt
Organism: Ruditapes philippinarum (Manila clam)
Lineage: Eukaryota; Metazoa; Mollusca; Bivalvia; Venerida; Veneridae
Product: heat shock 70 kDa protein 12B-like
Exons: 6
Coding region: 306-2066 (586 amino acids)
Molecular function (GO): ATP-dependent protein folding chaperone; ATP binding
Source: RefSeq, a predicted model, not a curated record
AACUAAAAUACACGUUGCGUUUUUAGUUGUUAUAAUUAUCAUUAUUCGCCAAAUACGGCAGAGUAAACCACGUUUGUAUUUACGUCAAAGAUACCACAUCAAGCCGGUGAUUUACAAGAAAAAUUCAUAUGAAAGUUAAUAUAUAGAGAAAAAGGCCUAUGUUGGACGGAUCAACAUUCAACCGCCCAUUCUAUUUUAAAUGAGACAGAAAUCAUUUUGAAUGGUUGAAACAAUCGAAGUCUAAAAUAGACUAGUGCAAAUCUCAACUUAAUACUAUUGUCCCUGGGUAUCCACAUUCCCUGGAUAUGGCAGAUAACAGUAACUACGAGCUGAUGGUAGCAAUUGAUUUUGGUACGACGUAUUCGGGAUAUGCCUUCCAGUUUACUGGCGAAUAUGAUCCUGAAGAUCCAACAAAAAAAAUUCUUUCCCCACAAUCAUGGAAUGAUGGACCCACCAAAUUGACGUCAAUGAAAACGCCCACUUGCCUUCUUUUAGACAGGAAUCAGGAUAUCGAUUCGUUCGGGUACAUUGCAGAAGAUAAAUAUGCUGACCUAUGUAUGGAUGGUGACAAUAUGAACUGGUACUACUUUAGGAGGUUCAAGAUGAAGUUGCAUGACACAAAAGGACUGAAGAAGACAACUCUGAUAGCUGACGAAACAGGUAAACAGUUACCUGCCCUUACAGUGUUCGGGAAAUCCAUCAGAUGCCUUAAGGAUCAUCUGAUAGAAUUACUAAGGAAGAGAAAUUUUGAUCCAACAGAUGACGAGAUUAAAUGGGUUCUCACUGUGCCUGCUAUAUGGGAUGAUACUGCUAAAGGAUUUAUGAGAGAAGCCGCUAACAUGGCUGGAAUCCUAUCAAAGCAUUUGACAAUAGCUCUUGAACCUGAAGCUGCAUCAUUGUUUUGCCAGUACCUUCCUGUUGAGAAAUUUAGUGUCGGCGGACAGACCAAAUUCUCAGAUGCUAAGCCAGGAACAACAUACAUGAUUGUUGAUCUUGGAGGUGGUACUGCUGAUAUAACAGUGCAUGAAAAGGUUGAAAAUGGAAAACUUAAAGAGGUGUAUCAGGCAAGUGGAGGGCCUUGGGGAGGGACAUCUGUAGACGCCGCUUAUAUUGCUCUAAUCAGUAGGAUUAUUGGCGGUCCAGUAUUUGCAAAAUUUAUGAAGGAACAAACCUUUGACUAUCUAGACAUGAUGCGCGAUUUCGAGUCGGUCAAACGCAAUGUCAGUCUGUCCACUACUGAUGACGUGAAAAUGAAGAUGCCCGUCUCUUUGAGCGAAACAUGCAGCAGCGCGAGGAACAAGGACUUCAAAACGCUGGUUAAAGAGGCGAGGGAGGACAAAAACAUUACAUUUAUUGGUGACAAAGCAAAGUUCAAGCCAGUUUUGAUGCAGAACUUGUUUAAGAAAGCGACAGACAAAAUUGUAAGCCACAUGAAGAAAAUCCUUGAUACAACACCAGCUGGUAAGAAGGUAUCUCUCAUACUUAUGGUCGGAGGAUUCUCUGAAUCAGCGUAUAUACAAGAUGUUAUCAAAAAGGAGUUUCACGACAAAAAAGGACGAAAGGUGCUUGUUCCAAAAGAUGCAGGUAUUUCUGUGGUCCAAGGUGCUGUUGUGUAUGGUAGACAACCAGGCAACAUCACAUCCCGCGUUCUUCGUUAUUCCUACGGUGUUGCAGUCAGUCCCAAAUUUGAGGAAGGAAAACAUAAUCAAAGCAAGAUGAAAACAGUUGCUGGUGUCAAUAGAUGCGGCGAUGUUUUCUCUAAGUUCAUUAACAUAGGUACAGCAGUUGAGGUUGGUCAUCAAGUUAAACAGAGCUACAAAACAAUCGAUCCCUUGGCAACAUCAUGCGCCUUUCGGGUGUUCUUUUCAACAGACGAGGACCCGAUGUAUACUGAUGAUGUGUCCUGUCAACCUUUAGGGCAGCUUGAUGUUGAUUACCCUAAUCCUUACAAACGUAUCUUAGACAUCGAGGUUGAUUAUAUCUUUGGAGACACUGAAUUAAGCAUUAAGGCAAUAGAAACAGAUAGUAAAUGUACAUGUCAAACAAAGCUCAGAAUGCUCGAGUAAUUGAUAGCAGAAAGAUAUUCCGUACCUUGGUAUUCAUUGAAACUGUAUGACAUAAAUCAUAUUGAAUUGGUUUGUAAAGAUGUCAAAAGAAUUUACUAUUGUUUACACGUUGGCAUUGCCUGUAUUUAGUUAAGCAAUUGACGCGUUAUCUAAAAGUUGAAAGACAGUCGGGUGAAAAAAGGAAACAUAGUAACUCGGAAAACAAAGCUUUAAAAACUUUGAAAUGUCAACAUGCUACAUCAACAACAUCAUUGUUAUCGUUUUCACGUCAUCAUCAGAAUGUUAUGUAGCCAGACAUAAAGUUUUGAUCAACGUACGCAUGUCAUGUUGACUUAUUGUUCAGUUUCAUUUCGCUUUUUUUUAAAUUUGAUUAUGUUUUUGCAUUCUUAUAUUUAAAUAUUGAUAUCAUGUAAUUUUUUAUUUUCUUCAGGGUUUUUGCAGUGCUUCUAAAUAUCCUUAUCAUUUUAUACGCACCGGAUAUUCAAAACUGUAUACGAAAGGAAUAUCUGAUUUAUAUAUAAAACUAUCACUCAAACUUCAAUAGAAAUAGAAAACAAUUAGCAAUUCCAUAUAUUUCCCCAAUUAUCAGAAGUAUCAUAAGGUUCAUUUGAAAAUAUUUGACAAGUUUCCUACAAAAUUGUCAAGAAUUGUUAAGAACCCUGAUAUCAUAGAUUAAAUUUUAACGUUGAUGAGAAAUGUGCUUAUAUUCCUUAACAGUAUCAGGAUUAUUGUCCUGCCAGUAUCAUACAUAAUGCAGUACUUACAUUGUAAGAUAAAAUUACGUCAGUAAUUAUUACACACAUAUUGAUAUACAAUCUAAACUAAAAGUAGAUAACGUCUCAAGAUUUAGGUCAAAUACGCAUAUGAUGAUAUUCAUUACUGUCUACAUGAAAGUUUAAAAGCUGAUCAAAAUGAUUUAUUAUCUGUCUAAUUUAUUGACUGUCAACGUUCUGAUACCCGGUGAAUGAAGAUCAGUACUUCUAUGUGUAAAGUUCAAUUCUACUGAAGCCGGUGCAAAUGUAUGCCAGCAGUGUCUAUUUAUAGGAUCAGUCAAACGAAGCAUUUAUACGGUAAAUUCUAUUAUUUGGCCGACAUUUUGGUUUAAAAUGAAAUUACAUCCACAAGGAACUACCUUAAACCUACACAAACUUACUACAAAUAAACUUAUAAACAAAUAUACUAUAUAACUAUAUAAAAAAGUUUGAAAUACGUUUUGAAUGUUCUAAAAAAUAAUUGAAACUGUGAAAACAGAUCUUAUUUGUAUCAAAAUUAUUGUAAAAUGAUAAAUAUGUGACAUGCAAUCGAAAAUAUAUCUU